AUGCUUCAUAGAUUGCAGCAUCAUCGUAAACAUACUUUUGUCUCCUGCAGUUUCCAUGAAACUAGUGCAAAAACCUGCUUUUUAAUGCUUAAUAAAUUCAUGAACCUCAUUUCCAAAGAAAAACCAUAUGAGCCAGCCGUGUUCUUGCUAGAAGAAUGUUUUAAUUGCUUUGAGACUUUGUUUCUAGGCGAAGGAUCAGACGUGACAGUUCAUGCACUUGGUCAUGUUUGGCAUCUGCAUAAGCUUUACUUGCAGCAAUGCAAGUAUUUUGAGGUGCGUUUCCAGUGCCUUUAUGAAAAUCUUGACUUCGAAGAUGUGCUCUAUCUCAAUUUUCCUGACGAAAAUGUGACUCAAGAAGGUCUUCAUGCUGUUUUGGGCUCCCUGUAUCACAAUCAAAUAGAGCUCGAUCUGGACAACGCCGAAGGAGUACUGUCAGCUGCGUCAGUGCUGCAGCUGGAGAGUGUUUUGGAACGUUGUGGCGAUGCUAUGGCUGAGAAUCUUUCUGUCGAUAAUGCUUUGCGUUAUCUGAAUCUUGCAGAAAUGUAUGGAUUGCCACAGCUGAUUCCGAAUCUAGAUUCCAUAUCUGUGACGCCGUUCCCUGGAAGAAGUUAUAAGGUUCAAUGUUCAGCCUUGGCAAGCAUCUUGCGCCACAUUCUCAAGGAUAGUUGUUCAAAGACACUUAUCUUCGUCUCCGGCAAAUAUGAGCAUCCCUUAAAAACCUUUACACUCAAUAUCCUGCUAGUCCUGCAUUUUCAAGUUGGAUUCCAAAGUUCAUCGUGGGUCAGAAAUCUAGUGACUUCACAUAAUCAACCGCAUUCAGCGUGA
Molecule: messenger RNA, 825 nt
Organism: Cylicostephanus goldi
Lineage: Eukaryota; Metazoa; Nematoda; Chromadorea; Rhabditida; Strongylidae
Source: the annotation of a GenBank genome assembly